GAAAUCGUCGACUACGCAAUCUCCAUCAAUGAAAUCCUCAUGAAAGUACCGCCGCGGUACCCGUAUGUAUGUCAACCAGCUGAAGUAGCCUGGAACCACCCUUACGAGAGCCGACUACGAAGGCGCUGGUUGGAUUGUCUUCGCGCUCAAAUUGCUCAAAACCAUCCACACGGUUGUAGGCAGGCACUGGAGCGGCAAAGAUUAUCGGGUCAAGUGGCAGGCAUAGCAGGAGACGAGAUCCAAGAGGUGGUGAGAGAGAAGUUCUCCAGCAUUCAGGAACAGAUGCCUAACUCUGCCUUCGAGAUGGUUGUGCCUAAGCGGACUGACAUAACGCCGGGGAUUGCUUAG
Phytophthora sojae is the source of this 348-nucleotide messenger RNA. RefSeq lists its product as hypothetical. The annotation marks the transcript as partial. Lineage: Eukaryota; Oomycota; Peronosporomycetes; Peronosporales; Peronosporaceae. The transcript has a single exon. The record is from RefSeq and is a predicted model, not a curated record.